Molecule: messenger RNA, 1079 nt
Organism: Rhodamnia argentea
Lineage: Eukaryota; Viridiplantae; Streptophyta; Magnoliopsida; Myrtales; Myrtaceae
Product: protein LITTLE ZIPPER 2-like
Exons: 2
Coding region: 468-776 (102 amino acids)
Source: RefSeq, a predicted model, not a curated record
UUACUUCGCGGGUGGAACCGGGGAGGCAAAAGCGGUCGUUUUCAGUUGGCUGGCUGGUUCUUCCCUCGCCAUCAUGUCGAGAAAAGGAGCACAGUCUUCCUUCUUUUUAGAAUAGUAAGAAAUAAAAGAGCAGAGAGGCGAGAGAGAAAGUAAAAGCCAUCUUUCUUUCACCCCGCCUCGUCUUCUUCUCUGUAUUCUUCAUCAAUAGCUGCCCUCUGUAAUCAUGAGUCUCCCUCUGUCAUCAUUGCGACGAAAACCAUCUCUCUCUCUCUCUCUCUACCAUGACGGUGAAUAGCACUAACAAACACGUUUGCUCCAGCUAUAUAUCUGACUCGCCUUUCCCUUCUUCCCUCACCACACAGUGAGUCGCGAACGACCCACUCGUCCUUAACCGAACAAGCUCCAUCUCCAUUUAAUUCAUUACCCUUGUUGCCACUCCUCUUUCUGGCUCUCGGACGUGGUUGAACAUGUGUACGAAUUCCUCGAAAUGGAGUCUCCGUCGGCGGCAGUUGAAGCAACGCAAUCUUCGCCUUCUCUCGCUGAGCAGGAAGAGGAGGACAAGGAGAUCAUCGAAGGGAGGGGAGGACAAGGAGACGAAGAGAUGGCUGGUGGGCGCGAAGGAGGAGAUGGAGAUGAAGAACCUGAGGCUGUACAUGGAGAACCGGAGCAUCAUGGAGGCGAACGAGAGGCUGAGACAGAGAGCUCUGUUUCUCCAUCGAGAGAACAGGGCCCUGCUCUUCCAGCUCCAGAGCAAGUUCCCUCGCCAAACCAGCUGAAACCCGACUCUCAGAACCUCAACGCAAUACACAAAUCGAAUGAAUCGACAGCAACAGUGAUCAAAGGAUCGACCUUUGUGAAUUCUAAAUUAAAGUAACGGUAGGGGGGGUGGGGAUGGAAUAAAGGAAAUCCAUGGCUCUGCUUUUUCUGUGUGAGCGUUAAUUUUUGCCAGCAGUCUGUUCUAUCGGCGGUAGUUCUCUGGAGUAGCAAUCCAACUAGCAAGCGCUAAGCUGUAUUGAUCCAUACGAAGGUUGAUUUCCAAGUUCAACUUCCAAAGAUGUAUGUUGGGUAUGACGUUUUGC